CUUUUUCAGAGGGAGCUAGCAAAAGCCGUAUGGUUGGCCAACGCACACAGGCCACAGCCAGUGCAGGAGACAGCAGACAGUCUCGUUUCGUUUCUCUAUAGACUUGGAAGUUGAGAUGACAGAGUUUUUUUAGGUCUCUGCUUUGGUUUUCCCUAUAACACCAUCACAUCGCAGAAAACGAAGAAAAGAGAAAGAGAGGAUGCCACAGCGAAAAAGGCUAAAAACUUCCUAUGCUAAAUCUGAUCUGUUCGAUGAAUUACCAGACGAUAUUGUCGUUUCCAUUCUUUGCAAGCUCAGCUCCUCCGCUUCUUGCCCUUCAGAUUUCAUCAACAUUCUCAUAACAUGCAAACGAUUGAAUCGGUUAGCUGCUCAUCCUCUAGUUAUAUCCAAAGCCGGGCCUAAGACGUUUGCGAUCAAAGCCAAAAACUGGUCAGAUUCUGCUCACCGGUUUCUCAAACAGUGUCUUAACGCCGGCAACACCGAAGCCUCCUAUACUCUAGGAAUGAUCCGAUUUUAUUGCUUGCAAAACCGAGUAAGUGGAGCGUCAUUGAUGGCAAAGGCCGCCAUCAAAUCUCACGCGCCGGCUCUCUAUUCUCUUGCUGUUAUGCAGUUCAACGGAAGCGGUGGCUCUAAAAACGACAAAGAUCUCCGGGCCGGUGUCGCUUUAUGUGCUCGAGCCGCCGUCUUGGGUCAUAUCGAUGCGCUUCGGGAGCUAGGCCAUUGUCUCCAAGACGGUUACGGCGUAGCCCAAAAUAUUACUGAGGGACGCCGUCUCCUAAUCCAGGCCAACGCGAGGGAGCUGGAGUCAACUUUACGUUCCAUGCUGAAGUGGCAACCGCAGCGCCAACAGCUGCACCUGCAGGAGCACCGACAGCCGCAGCCUCUCCAAUAUACUUCCUGUGUGAUCAUGGGAAGCAUGGGCUGUCCAUUGCUAAGCGACUUUGGGUGUAAUGUGCCGGCGCGGGAGGGGCAUCCGGCGAACCAGUUUUUGAGAGAGUGGUUUGAGUCGGGACGCGGGGUUCUUGGGCCAAACUUGAGGUUAUGCUCUCACAGUGGAUGCGGGCGGCCGGAGACAAGGCCGCACGAGUUCCGGCGGUGUUCUGUUUGUGGCAAAGUUAAUUAUUGCUCGCGGGGAUGUCAAGCACUUGAUUGGAGGUUAAGGCACAAAACGGAAUGUAUACCAAUGGAGCAGUGGCAUGGCGUAGACGGCGGUGAUAACGAGAUUGGUGGAAUGAUAGAGAUUGAAGAUGGUGAUAAUGUGGGUAUUCUUCAGUGAUAGAGAUUAAAAUUAAAUUUUUGCCGCUUGAUUUGGAAAAUUUUUUUAUGGUAAGGAUAUUUUAUUUUGUUUAAUUUUAUUAUUUAUAUGCUUUUUUAAUAUAUUUUUAAUGUACAUAUCGGAAGGGGUUAUGUAGCAAUUUUGUACCUAUAUUAUGGUAGGGGAAAAUCAUAGAAAACGCCUUUGCCGUUAUAUAUAUAUAUAAUUAAUUUGCUCUA
Jatropha curcas is the source of this 1494-nucleotide messenger RNA. RefSeq names its product HCP-like superfamily protein with MYND-type zinc finger. NCBI's taxonomy places the organism in Eukaryota, Viridiplantae, Streptophyta, Magnoliopsida, Malpighiales, Euphorbiaceae. Gene Ontology annotation, molecular function: protein binding. The record is from RefSeq and is a predicted model, not a curated record.